GUUCAGAUGUUAAAGUUGGAGUUGUACAGACAACAUUGAACAGGAUGAGUAUACCCAAGAAUGAAUACAAGCCAUAUUUGGUGUCAAGAUCAGUUUAUUCUGAAACAAACUUCCAAGAUGAAAUUGAAAAGAAUGAAAUUGUACCUAAAACAUUGCGGCAGAAGGUUAAAAAGCAUGUGAGAUGUUCACGGAGGACUCCCCUUCUAGUGCUAAAGUCCAUUUUCCCCAUCUUGGAUUGGCUACCAAAAUACAGAUGGAAGGAAUGGAUAAUACAUGAUAUCAUCUCAGGAGUGAGCACUGGUCUUGUUUCAACAUUGCAGGGAUUAUCCUUUGCCUUACUGGCAGCAGUGCCUGUUGGCUAUGGACUGUAUUCUGCUUUUUUUCCUGUAUUGAUAUAUGCCUUCAUGGGGACAUCUAGACAUCUUUCAAUUGGACCGUUUCCAGUGGUCUGUUUGAUGGUUGGGUCAAUAGUUCUUUCGAUGGCCCCAGAUGAAAAAUUUCCUUUAGGUGAAAACAGCACAAAGAUUGAUAUAGAAAAACGGGAUCAAACUAGAGUCCUGAUAUGUGGAACUGCGUGUUUCUUAAGUGGAAUUAUCCAGCUUGCUCUAGGAAUUCUUCAGAUUGGAUUCAUUGUCCGUUAUCUUGGUGAACCAUUAGUUGGUGGUUUUACCACAGCAGCUGCCUUCCAGGUUUUUGUGUCACAAGUGAAACAAGUUCUCAAUGUUGAAACAGGAAACUACAAUGGGGUAUUAUCCAUAAUAUAUACUAUUAUAGACAUCUUUAAAAACAUUGCUAAGACCAAUAUUGCUGAUCUUAUCGCUGGUCUUCUGGCUUUUAUCGUAUGUGUGGCAGUAAAGGAAGUGAAUGAAAGAUACAAGCACAAACUCAGAGUGCCUAUUCCCAUAGAAAUAAUUGUGACAAUUGUAGCAACGGGGAUUUCCUAUGGAGCAAAUUUGGAGAAAAACUACAAAGCAGGAAUUGUAAAAACGAUUCCCAGCGGGUUCCUGCCACCCAUAGUUCCAGAUGUGUCCAUGUUUCAAGAAAUGAUUGGGUCCGCAUUUUCCACUGGAAUUGUUGCAUAUGCUGUUGCUGUGUCCGUGGCGAAGGUGUAUGGCACCAAGAAUAACUAUCCAGUUGAUGGGAAUCAGGAAUUUAUAGCAUAUGGAGUUAGCAAUAUGUUUGGUGGAAUAUUUUCCUGCUUUUGUGCAAGUACUGCACUUUCACGUACAGCUAUCCAGGAAGGUACCGGUGGCAAAACCCAGUUUGCUAGUUUGAUUUCUGCUGCAAUUGUGCUGAUUGCAAUCGUGGCCCUUGGCAGACUACUAGAACCACUUCAAAAGUCUGUUCUUGCAGCUAUUUGCAUUGCCAAUUUAAAGGGAAUGUUCUGGCAGGUCCGCGAUGUGCCACGACUUUGGAGACAGAACAAGUGGGACUCGGUUAUAUGGAUUGUUACAUGCAUAGCAGCAAUCGUCCUUGGUCUGGAUUUAGGAUUGUUGGUCGGUUUAGUAUUUGGAUUGUUGACAGUUGUUCUACGUGUCCAGUUCCCCUCAAGCAGUUCUCUUGCAAGCGUCCCUGACACAGAUCUCUACAAGGAUGAAAAAUUAUACAGAAAUCUUAUCAGACCAGAAGGAGUUAAAAUAAUUCGAUUUUCCAGUGGCAUUUUUUAUGGCAAUAUUGAAGGUCUAAGAAGCAGUAUUAAAAAAAUAAUUGGAUUUGAUCCAGUAAGAGUUUUUAAUAAAAGAUCUAAAGCUCUGAGGAAGAUAAAUAAUCUUAUCAAGAAGGGACAGUUGAGUACUACAAGGAAUGGUAUCCUUACCACUGGAGCUGUUGAUAACAAAGGUUUUGAGUCUGAUGAUGACCUAAAUAUGCCUCAGGAGGAAGAAAGACCUGGUGUUUACACCGAUGAAGUGGAGAUUCGAGUAGAUUGGAAUUCAGAGCUUCCUGUCAAAGUGUGUGUCCCCAAAGUCAAUAUUCAUAGCGUCAUUUUUGACUUUGGACAAAUAACUUUUCUUGAUGUGGUCGCAGUGAAAUGCCUUAAACUGAUAUUUACUGAAUUCAAAAGGAUUGAUAUUGAUCCAUAUAUUGCAGCAUGUGACGAUAACGUACUAAAAAAAAUGGGAAUGUGCUCAUUUUUUGAUGAUAAAAUCACAUUUGAUGUCUGUUUCCUGACUGUUCAUGAUGCUGUGCUGUACAUAGAAAAUGAAAGAAUGUUUCAAAGUGGUCAUGAUCCUUUCCUGGACAAGAUUUCACUAAUGCAAGAAUCAAAAGGGCAGCUAGAAUUUCCAGAGAUGGACCCUUUUUACAAUGAGUUGGAUCCACAAGAUGAGGCUUUAAGAGUACUUGCAUCUUGAUGAAAAGCUGCCUCAAUCUUCAGACAUAAGGCGGAUGUAUUUUCUCCAUGUGUUCCUCUAAGAAGUCAAAUGCAGGCCAUGUUUUCCUUUGUUUAGGACCCAAGUCUAAAACACUGGCACAUUUCAGUUUGUUUCUCUUCAGCUACUUUAUGAACUUACAAUGAAAAAUAUAAUUAUGACUUAACAACCUGCAAAUUAUGGAAAACUAAAUAUCCGAUUUCCGCAAAGAUUAAUCAUAUGUUCUUUAUUGCUUUGCCAUUCAUAGGAAUGAUAGGAGUUCAUGUGCUGCACAAACAUGAAUUUGUUUGACGCCACAUUCAAAAUUAAAAGGAUUUGCAUAGUAAAUUGAAACAACAUAAGCCCAUAAUCUACAUUUGCAAAUUUAAAUGUAAUAACUUGUAUGAUCGCUGUGCAACUUUCUCUUAAAUAUCUUUUUGAAAUUGUAUUGAAGUUUCCAAAUGGCUCAAAUGUGCAAUUUUCACUUUGACUUUUCAGAGCAUCUCUUAUGAUGUUGUAAUAUUUUGUGAAUAUAGGAAGGUUGAGCACUUGGGAUGUGUUGGUAAGGUAGAAAAGGCAGUCCAGAGUAUCUGUUACAUGUAUAGGAAGAUGGGAGUAGCUCCUUGCAGUGUUCCAGGGUAGUAUAUGGAACAAAACAAAGAUUAAAAAAAUUAAAGAGUACAUGGUGAAGUAUUUUUCACAAUGUGGCAAAUGUAGAAAGAAAUGUACUUAUAGGUGUUUGGAGCUAUCAAGAGCUCCACUUCUAUGCAAGUGAGCAGUACAAUCCCUUCUUAAGGAUGCUUAUUGUGUCCAUUGAUCCCAAUUGGUAAUCCAGGCUUUUUUAGAUAAAAAAAAAAACAAUGACCAUAUAUUGUAGUAUAUUCAAAUAGUAUAGCGUAUAAUAGAAUGAAAUUGCACUUACAUAAAAUGGAGCCUCUACAAUGGCUCUUAAAAUAUAGCGUGGAGUGGCAUAAUCCACACUCUUGGAUUACAGAUAGACGCAAUUCUUCUCAAUGUUGUAUAUAUGUAAGAGAUCAGUCAGAAAUAUAGUGCACACUGUGGUAUAGGUGAAUGCAAAUAAAUGGAAACUACUUACAGUAGUAAAGCAAAGUAAGUUUUGCUGAACCCAUACAGCUCAGGUGAUAUACCUCACCAUUGAAAAUGAUUUCCAGAUUCAACUGAAUAAAACACAGAAGGGUCUAGGAGCUUUAAAUAAAUAAACUAUUGUUAUUCUUAUAUAAAAACAGGUAUAGAACAAUAAAAUAAAGCAUUAAAUGUAGAACUAACGUGUUUCACGAUAAAAAGGCUUCUUUUUCCAAAGUGUAUCAUAUACUCCUCCAGUCUCUUAUUUUAUUUUGUUCCAUAUAUUACCUAAGAUCAUUGCUACUCCCAUUUGCCUAUGUUGUAAUAUUUUGCAGGGAAUUAAGCUUGCAAGGAAAAAUUCUACUAUUUGAGCAUAUCUAAACAAUUUCACAAAAUGCUUUCUUCCAGGACAAAUGUGCAUUCUAGCGAUUAUUUUAAGCAUCUUAUAAUACAUAUUUUUUUUCAUUUUAUUUUACCAAGUGUUCACUGCAUAAUCAACUCAUAUGUUGUGUACAUUAUUGCUAUCCCUUGUAUAAAGUGCCUUCAUAUCUAAUUGAUUAAUAUAUAUCUUUGCAUCUAUUAAAAUAUUUUAAAGAAAAAUACAAAAUUAAAAAUAACACCGUCACUUAUGCAGUAUGUUGCAUGUAUCAACUUACCUGGCACAGGUAGAAUCACUGGGUAUUUUUGUUCUAAAUAGAGCAUAACAUUUAUUCUAAAUUAAUUGUAAGAGGUCAACAGAGACAUUAUUUUUCAUGACACUUAACUCACUUUACAACAUAACUAGCAUCACAUUGUUUUGCACAAAUUAACUGUUUCAGUAAAAAUUUAUAGUACUGGAGCAAAAUGAAUUAUUAAUUUAUAAACAGAAAAAUAAGAUUAAU
Messenger RNA from Pelobates fuscus (common spadefoot toad), 4312 nucleotides. Its product is annotated as pendrin-like. The record is from RefSeq and is a predicted model, not a curated record. Gene Ontology annotation, cellular component: plasma membrane. The coding region runs from base 45 to 2351 and encodes 768 amino acids. Lineage: Eukaryota; Metazoa; Chordata; Amphibia; Anura; Pelobatidae. Gene Ontology annotation, molecular function: oxalate transmembrane transporter activity; chloride transmembrane transporter activity; secondary active sulfate transmembrane transporter activity. The transcript is spliced from 21 exons. Gene Ontology annotation, biological process: transmembrane transport.